AUGAACGAGACGAUGCUCCUCUUCACGAAGUUCACGACAAAAUGGGCCAAUUCCUGGAGAUGGUGGGCGAUAGUGAUCGUUUAUUCUGUUACCGUUCGGCCGCACGUCGACUAUCUGCGAUUCCAGGACGAGACUCCCAAGGCAGUCCUCCGUGCCGCGGAGCGUGGCCGAGUACUGGAGGGAGACGUGCUGCCCACGCACGAGAUGAUGAUGGCGAGCUGCGACACCAGCAAAGAGCACGCGAACAGGCUGAUCAAGAUCAUCGACAAACUGCGCAGCACCUUGGUAUCGUACAACGAGAAGGUCGACCUGUCCGUGCAAAAAACGCGACAGGUGGAACAAGAAGCCGUGGAAGCUGAGAUCGAGUUGAACCGUGCCAAAAAGGCCCUGAAGUUGCGAAAGGGGCAGCGCUGGCUGGACCGGCUGCCGCCUUUCCAGCGUGCCGUCUCUCCGGUCUCGCCUAUCUCGCCGCGCCCUGGGCACAACGCCGGGCAGCCGGAUGAAGACGUCCUUGCUGACGUGCCGGCAGCUCGCGCUGCGCCCCGUGCCCAAGCUCAGCCUCCUGCUCGCCGCUCCCCAGCUGCUCAAGAAGUUCCGAAUGGUGAAGUUGUCGGCGCCCACGCGGAAGCUGCUCACCGCGGACGCAACGAUGAGGCGUUCCAGCCUCGUGUCAUCCAGCUGAUCCCGAACGCGGACAAUCAGCAUCGCCGCCCGCCAGACCGCGACGCUGUUGAAGCCCCAGCUAAUGGCGAAGACGACCAGGCCGAUGUUCGCUUCGGGCGUCAGGUGCAGCCCGUCGAGUUGGCCCAGAUUCUGCAACAGCCCCGGCACGACGUGCAUGCCGGCGCCCAUCACGACGCGCAAGCCGAUCAGCCCAACCCUAACGUGCAAGCCGACCCGCCCGAUGCGCAGCCGGAAAGACGCAGGCGCCGUCGAGCCCAGGGAACGAAGGUCGCCCCGCCCGCCUACCAAAACAGCAAGCCGAAACGCCGCCACAUUAAAGCCCAU
Mesorhabditis spiculigera is the source of this 1008-nucleotide messenger RNA. Lineage: Eukaryota; Metazoa; Nematoda; Chromadorea; Rhabditida; Rhabditidae. The record is from the annotation of a GenBank genome assembly.